Molecule: messenger RNA, 507 nt
Organism: Hibiscus syriacus
Lineage: Eukaryota; Viridiplantae; Streptophyta; Magnoliopsida; Malvales; Malvaceae
Product: secreted RxLR effector protein 161-like
Exons: 1
Coding region: 1-507 (168 amino acids)
Source: RefSeq, a predicted model, not a curated record
AUGGGACUUGCUGACAUGAUUUUGGGCAUCCAAAUCAAAAGGUCAUCUAAAGGUCUCAUAUUGACUCAGUCACACUAUGUAGACAAGAUUCUUGAAAAAUUUGGCAAGGAUGAUUCUGGUGUAGCCAAAACUUCGAUAGAUACAAGUCAACAUCUAUAUAAAAAUAAAGGUAAAAAUGUUAAUCAAGUGGAAUAUGCAAGGAUCAUAGGCAGUCUAAUGUACCUUAUGAGUUGCACUAGACCUGAUAUUGCUUUCACUGUAAGCAGUUUAAGAAGAUUUACAAGCAAUCCAGGGGAGAAACACUGGAAAGCAAUUGUAAGGGUAUUGAGAUAUCUCAGAUAUACUCGAAAUUAUGGAUUGCAUUAUUCUAGAGAUCCUGCUGUGUUAGAAGGAUUCUCUGAUGCCAGUUGUAUAUCUGAUAUUCAAGAUACCAAGGCACAAGUGGUUAUAUUUUCACAUUGGGAGGAGGAGUUGUGUCAUGGAAAUCCUCAAGACAAACAAUUAUAA